AUGGAUCCGAGGCUCCCCACGAGGGGCGCGCUCGACCAGCGCGAGCGCCAGAUCCCGCCGCCGCCGGCCGCCAGCGAGGUUUGCCCGCCGACGAUCGCCGCCGACGAGCGCCAGAUCCCGCCGACGGGCGCCGCCAACACGCAGCCCGCCUCGUGCAGCCCUCCACGCCAGCCACCGUGGCUGCCGAUUUUGAACUUAGCCGCCACCGCCUCCACCACCAAGCCCGCCUCCUCCUCCAGCGCCACCACCAAACCCGCCACCAGAGCCAACUCCUGCCCCACCACCAAGACCGCCUCCGGCGCCACCUCCCAAUCCACCACCACCUCCAGCCCCACCACCCAGUCCGCCUCCUCCACCUGCACCACCACCGAGACCACCUCCAGCACCACCCCCAAGCCCACCUCCUCCACCUGCACCACCCCCAAGCCCACCUCCUCCACCUGCACCGCCACCCAGACCACCUCCAGCCCCACCACCGAGACCGCCUCCCGCGCCACCACCCAAGCCACCAGCCCCUCCUACCCCGCCGCCGAGUCCACCUCCUCCACCUGCACCACCACCGAGACCACCUCCAGCUCCGCCACCGAGCCCGCCCCCUGCACCUGCACCACCACCGAGACCACCACCUGCACCAAGACCGCCACCAUGCCCAAGACCGCCACCUCCACCAAGACCACCACCGUGCCCAAGACCGCCACCAAGACCACCACCAUGCCCAAGACCUCCACCGAGACCACCGCCGGCACCACCACCAAAACCACCUCCUCCACCAAGCCCACCGCCUAG
Messenger RNA from Aegilops tauschii subsp. strangulata, 786 nucleotides. The record is from RefSeq and is a predicted model, not a curated record. Lineage: Eukaryota; Viridiplantae; Streptophyta; Magnoliopsida; Poales; Poaceae.